AUGGGUGAGGAUAGCAUGCCAUUGAAGUCUUCUAAUCGGCGCCACGGCUACUCCGUGCGCAUACCGGAGAUAACAGGUCCUGGUGGUCAAGUUCCACGCCGUGGUUCCCUAACGUUGGCGAGAUGCUCCACGGUGGCGAGCAUUGAACAAGCCAUGGUACACUUUAGCAACGCGUUGGCAUUCAGUAAUACCGCGAACCAGCAAUGUGGCGGGUAG
Molecule: messenger RNA, 216 nt
Organism: Purpureocillium lilacinum
Lineage: Eukaryota; Fungi; Ascomycota; Sordariomycetes; Hypocreales; Ophiocordycipitaceae
Source: RefSeq, a predicted model, not a curated record